Apis cerana (Asiatic honeybee) is the source of this 3447-nucleotide messenger RNA. Its product is annotated as presequence protease, mitochondrial. Gene Ontology annotation, cellular component: mitochondrial matrix. NCBI's taxonomy places the organism in Eukaryota, Metazoa, Arthropoda, Insecta, Hymenoptera, Apidae. Gene Ontology annotation, biological process: protein processing. Gene Ontology annotation, molecular function: metal ion binding; metalloendopeptidase activity. The record is from RefSeq and is a predicted model, not a curated record.
AAAAAUAUUAAUAAUACGAUAAAAUAAAAUAAUACGAUUGAUUAGUCAACACGUUGAACGCAUUAAAUUAAAUUAAUUAAAAUUAAUAUUUAAAAAAAAAUUAUUUAUAUUUUUUAAAUAAAAAAAUAUAUAUAAUAUUGUAAUAUUAUAUGAUAUAAAUUAUAAUAGUGUUAUAUCAAUAAUAAUUUUUAAUAAAUUAUAUAUUAUUCACGUUUGAUCGAGAUAUCGAAACAAAUAGAAGAAAAAUUAUAGCUAAUAUCAAGAAUAAAUAUCUAAAAAUUCACAUAUAAAUAAAAGAUAUUGAAUUUUCAACGUAUAUAGUUGAAAAUGAUGAAUACAUCAAAAAAUUUUUAUUUAUAUCAAUUUGGAUUGAAACGUUAUGUAAAAUAUUAUAAUUUUCAUUUAAAAAGAAAUAUAACAUUUAGUACUACAAAAUACAAUAGAAAUGUAACAGAAAAUUAUAUUAAUCAAUUUAAAACUGGACAAAUUAUUAAUGGUUUUAUAGUAGAUGAAAUUGCAAAAAUAGAUGAAGUAUAUCUAACUGCAGUGAGAUUGAGUCAUUUGGGAACUGGAGCACAAUAUUUACAUUUAGCUAGAGAUGAUAGUAACAAUGUAUUUUCAGUUGGAUUUCGUACAACUCCAAAAGAUUCUACAGGUUUACCUCAUAUAUUAGAACAUACUACUCUCUGUGGUAGUGAAAGGUAUCCAUGUAGAGAUCCAUUUUUUAAAAUGUUAAGAAGAUCAUUAGCUACAUUUAUGAAUGCUAUGACAGGACCUGAUUAUACUAUAUAUCCAUUUUCUACACAAAAUUUGAAAGACUAUCAAAAUUUACAAUCAGUGUAUCUGGAUUCUGUAUUUAGACCAUAUUUAAGAGAACUUGAUUUUAAACAAGAAGGAUGGAGAUUAGAACAUGCAGAUGUUAAUGAUAAAAAUUCACCUAUUAUUUUUAAAGGAGUAGUUUUUAAUGAAAUGAAAGGUGUCUUUAAUGAAAAUCAGACAAUAUUAGCUGAAAAAUUUUUAAAUCAUAUUUUACCUAGUCAUACAUAUGCAGUAAUUUCUGGUGGAGAUCCUCUUGUUAUUCCUACUUUAAAAUAUAUUGAUCUGCUUAAUUUUCAUCAAACUUAUUAUCAUCCUUCUAAUUCUCGUUUCUAUUCAUAUGGCAAUUUUUCUUUAGAAAAUCAUUUAAAAUUUAUUAAUGAGCGAUAUUUAUUUCUAAUGGAUAAUAUUGAUACAUCUAUAUCAGAAGUUCCUUCAGAAAAACGUUGGGACAAUCCAAGAAAAGAACAUAUUACGUGCAGAUCAGAUCCUAUGGCUGCAGAUCCUAGUCGACAAGGUAGCAUAGCUAUUGGUUAUUUGUGCAAUGACAUUACUGAUGUACAAAAAACUUUUGAAAUCAAUAUUUUAUCUCAACUUUUGUUAAGAGGUCCAAAUUCAGCAUUUUAUAAAUCUUUAGUAGAAUCAAAAUUGGGAACUGCUUUUGGAUCAAUGACAGGUUUUGAUUCUCAAUGUAAAGAUACUAUGUUUAUUGUGAGUUUGCUUGGUACUAAACCAGAAGAUUUUGAAAAAAUAGAUGAUGUCUUUAAUAAAACUGUACAAAGAGUUGUUGAAGAAGGUUUUAUAGAGGAUCAUGUUGAAGCUGUUUUACAUAGUAUUGAGCUUCAAUUAAAACAUCAAACUUCCAAUUUUGGAUUGCAAUUACUUUUCAAUUUAACACCAUUAUGGAAUCAUAAUGGAGAUCUUAUUCAAUCAAUGCGAAUUAAUGAUGCAAUCAGAAAAUUUCGAGAAGAAAUAAAAAAUAAUCCCAUAUAUCUUCAAGAAUUAGUGAAAACAUAUCUUAUGGAUAAUAAUCAUAGACUGACAUUAACAAUGUUGCCAUAUGAAAAAUAUGAUUAUGAAAAAGCAAUUGCUGAACAAAAAUUAUUAGAAUCUAAAUUAAAAGAACUUUCCAAAGAAGAAAUAGAACAUAUUUAUAUAUAUGGUAAAAUUCUUCUUGAAGAACAACAAAGACAAGAAGAUGUAAAUGUUCUUCCAACUUUAAAAAUAGAAGAUAUAAAAGAAGAUGUAGAACGAUAUAAAUUAGAAAAUAAAAAAGUAAUAGAUGUUCCUUUACAAAUAGCUACUGAACCAACAAAUGGUGUUUGUUAUUAUCGAGGAAUUCUUAAUACGCAAGGUCUAACACAAGAAUUAAAACCUUUGUUACCACUUUUUAAUAAUAUCAUUUCAAAAAUGGGUACAAAAAAUUAUGAUUAUAGAAAUUUUGAUCAAAUGAUUCGAUUGAAAACUGGAGGUUUAAAUUUUAUGAAUCACAUUGCUGAACAUAAGAAUAAUUUGUUGCAAUAUGAAGAAGGAAUAUUAAUAGAAUCAUAUUGUUUAGAUCGUAAUAUAAAUGAUAUGUGGAGAUUAUGGUUAGAGUUGUUCAAUAAUGUCCAAUUGUCUGAUAUUGAAAGAUUUACAACACUUGUUAAAAUUAAUGCUGUUGAUUUGAUUAAUGGAAUUGCAGAUUUAGGACAUACCUAUGCAAUGAGUAGUGCAGCUAGUUUAGUCUCACCAGUCACUAAAUACAAGGAAAGUUUAUCAGGAUUACAAUAUGUCUCAAAUAUGAAAAAAAUAGCACAAAUGUCAGAUUUAAGUCCUGUAUUAAGUCAAAUGCAAGAAAUAUCUGAUUAUAUUCUAAAUAAACAAUAUUUGAGAUCAGCAAUAAAUUUAUGUAAAAAUAACAAGGACAUGAUAUUAGAAAGUGUUACUAAAUUUUAUAGUUUAUUAAAAGGCACACCUAAAGAUAUAUAUACUUUUACUCAUGAUCAAAAUCUUGAAAUAGGAGAUAGAGCUAUUCAUUAUGUAUUACCAUAUUCUGUAAAUUAUACAGCUAAAACAAUUUUUACUGUACCAUAUACAAAUCCAGAUUUUGCACCUUUACGAGUACUUUCUAAAUUGAUUACAUCACUUUACUUACAUCCAGAAAUUCGAGAAAAAGGUGGUGCUUAUGGUGGUGGUGCUACAUUAUCGUCAGAUGGCAUUUUUGCCUUUUAUUCUUACAGAGAUCCUAAUUCUACUCGUACUUUAGAUUUAUUUGAAAAAACUUAUGAAUUUUUAUUAAAGCAAUCAUUAUCCCAAAGUGAUAUUGAUGAAGCAAAAUUAGGAAUAUUUCAACAUUUUGAUGCACCAGUUUCCCCAAGUAAUCGUGGAAUGAUUCAAUUUAAAUACAAUUUAACAGAUGAUGAUAUUCAAGAACAAAGAGAGAGAUUAAAAGCUGUAACUAAAGAUCAACUUAUACAUGUUGCUACUAAAUAUUUGCAACCUGAUCAAAAACAUAUUAGAGUAGGACGUGCAUUAAUUGGUCCUGUUAAUCAUGAUUUAUUAAAUAGACCUUCAGAAAAUUGGAAAGUUCAAAAUCAAGAAGAAAGCAUUCGAGUAAGAGCAGUUGAAUAAAUAUUUUUUUAAAAUAAA